This is a messenger RNA of Cooperia oncophora, 654 nucleotides long. The record is from the annotation of a GenBank genome assembly. Lineage: Eukaryota; Metazoa; Nematoda; Chromadorea; Rhabditida; Trichostrongylidae.
AUGACGUACGUGUCAUGCUUUUACCAUGCGUUCCGUAAUGCACCGGAAGUCCGUUCGAUACCGCCGCCACAGCGGGCGCCACCACCGGAACGCGACUGGCGUAAAGAAGUAAGCAGCUCGUGUGGAGUUCUGCAAGCGUCUGUGUUGUUUGAGGUGAUGCUUUCAGACAUGGUGAACUCACAUCCGGACGAGAAAGCUGUCAUGACGUAUGUCUCCUGCUACUACCACUAUUUCAGCGGAAUGCGUAAGGCGGAAACGGCAGCGAACAGAAUCUGUCGGGUGCUUAAAGUCAACCAGGAGAAUGAGAAAAUGAUGCAGGAGUACGAACAUCUCGCCAGCGAUUUGCUCGCUUGGAUAAACCACUGGAUGCCGUGGUUGGCUAAUCGAACCACCGACGACAAUUUGUCGAAGGCACAGAAGAAGCUCGACGACUAUCGCAAUUAUAGACGGCAUGAGAAACCGCCACGAAUCGAAGACAAGGGUCGUCUAGAGACGCUGUUCAAUACACUCCAAACUCGUCUGCGGUUGUCAAAUCGACCGGCAUUCCUUCCUCGAGACGGACAUCUUGUUAAGGACAUUAACAAUGCAUGGAAAAAUCUCGAAGACUCGGAGAAGGGCUUUGAAGAAUGGCUUCUCAGCGAGAUCAUGCGGUAG